UCUCUUCCACUCCUCAUUACGCAACGCAGACAGUGGUCCUAUUUGUUUCUAUAACAUUGUAUUACUUUUUUAUUUUUUUUAUUUUGAAGUAUAAAGAUUAUAAUACAUAGAAUACAUUUGUGGAGUCUUUAAGAACAGAAUAUCCAAGUGAUAAAAAUUGUUUAGCGCGAAAAGAGACUUUACCACAAGCUUGUUGAAGAGACAACUGUCUAACUAUCCAAUGGAGUGCCUGUAAUCCUCCUCAACUCCGUUUCAGCAUUUACCGAGAAUCUCUCUUUCUGUCAGGCUUUUUGUUCCCCUCUUUUUUAUUACCGAAUAUCUCGAGAUGCGGGUGUUCUUAUUCGCUGCGACGGUAUUUUUCGCGCACAAGCUCACCGGGUCCGGUGCCGGCUCCGAGUCCAGCUCCAAAAAGUGUUCCUCCCAGUGCGACGUGAGCGCGUGUCCUAGUCCGACCUGCCCCAGCGGGUAUGUCCCAGACCGGUGCAACUGUUGCCUGGUGUGUUCCCGGGGCGAGGAUGAACUCUGUGGCCGGAGAAACGACCUGCCGUGUGGGGAAGGCUUAGAGUGUAGGUCCCAUAACGCUCCUAACAAAGGCCGGCCGGGGAAGCGGAGCUCCAAACGGAGGCUGUGUCAGUGUAAGAUGGGGUAUAAGGUGUGUGGUAGCGACGGGAAGACGUACGGGAACGUGUGUCGGUUGAAGGCUGCCAGCCGGAAAGCUCUUCAGAAGGAAAGGGAGGCCAUCACCCAGGCACACAAGGGACCCUGUCCAUCAGGUUCUGCUCCUGGCCAUCCCAACAGCCCCAGAUACAAGUUCAACUUCAUAGCUGACGUGGUGGAAAAGAUGGCUCCUGCUGUGGUUCACAUAGAGCUCUUCCUCAGACAUCCUCUAUUUGGUCGUCAUGUCCCUCUGUCUAGUGGUUCUGGGUUCAUCAUCAGCCACUCCGGACUCAUCGUAACCAACGCUCACGUGGUUACCGCUGCUGCCACGGUAACGGGCCGACCGCAGCUCCGCGUGCAGCUCCAUGACGGGGGAGCGUACGAGGCCACGGUCCGGGACGUCGACAGGAAGUCGGAUAUCGCCACCAUCAAAGUCAACCCUCAGAAGAAGCUUCCUGUUCUGUCUCUGGGUCGGUCAUCUGAUCUGAGACCAGGGGAGUUUGUGGUUGCCAUCGGCAGCCCCUUCGCCCUCCAGAACACCGUUACCACGGGGAUUGUGAGCACGGCCCAGAGAGAUGGGAAGGAGCUGGGCAUCAGAGACUCAGACAUAGACUACAUUCAGACUGACGCUAUCAUCAAUUAUGGCAAUUCAGGAGGACCUCUGGUUAACUUGGACGGGGAGGUGAUAGGUAUCAAUACCCUCAAGGUGACAGCAGGAAUCUCCUUCGCCAUUCCUUCAGACCGGAUCAGACGCUUUCUCACUGAGUCACAGCACAACAAACACAGUGCAGGUAACCACAGAAUGCUGAGUGGUCAUUACCGUAUUCCAGAGCCCCAGUCAGAUGCAGGACACACACACACACACACACACACACACACACCUGCAGGAAUGUGA
This is a messenger RNA of Oncorhynchus nerka (sockeye salmon), 1552 nucleotides long. Its product is annotated as serine protease HTRA3-like. Gene Ontology annotation, molecular function: serine-type endopeptidase activity; protein binding. The record is from RefSeq and is a predicted model, not a curated record. The transcript has 8 exons. Gene Ontology annotation, cellular component: extracellular region. Gene Ontology annotation, biological process: proteolysis. Lineage: Eukaryota; Metazoa; Chordata; Actinopteri; Salmoniformes; Salmonidae. Bases 326 to 1552 code for a protein of 408 amino acids.